AUGUGGCGCCGCCUCCACACCCUAGCCCCCGCCUUGCGCAGGGCUACCGCCGCCGCCGCUUCCGGGGCCCCCGCGGCGCCCGCCUCCUCUGCUGCCCGCGCCGCGCCGCUCUCCUCGGCGGCCGCCGCCUUCCGCCGCACCAGCCCGCUCCUCUCAGGGGACAAGCCGGCGAAGGUGGAGGACGUCAUGCCCAUCGCCACGGGGCUCGAGCGGGAGGAGCUGGAGGCCGAGCUCGAGGGGAAGAAGCGGUUUGACAUGGAUCCCCCGGUCGGCCCCUUCGGUACCAAGGAGGCACCAGCUGUCAUCGAGUCCUACUAUAACAAGCGGAUAGUCGGUUGCCCUGGUGGUGAGGGAGAGGAUGAACAUGAUGUUGUAUGGUUCUGGUUGAAAAAAGAUGAGCCUCAUGAAUGUCCAGUCUGCUCGCAAUACUUUGUGCUUAAGGUCAUCGGUGAUGGUGGAGAUCCAGAUGGUCAUGAUGAUGAAGAUGAUGGACAUCACUAA
Messenger RNA from Miscanthus lutarioriparius, 501 nucleotides. The record is from the annotation of a GenBank genome assembly. Lineage: Eukaryota; Viridiplantae; Streptophyta; Magnoliopsida; Poales; Poaceae.